This is a messenger RNA of Sclerotinia trifoliorum, 2418 nucleotides long. NCBI's taxonomy places the organism in Eukaryota, Fungi, Ascomycota, Leotiomycetes, Helotiales, Sclerotiniaceae. The record is from the annotation of a GenBank genome assembly.
AUAAUCAAUAAUAUAUAAAAUCUUUUUGUUAUACCUAUAACUUUAUUAUUAAAUGAUGCGCUAUGUCUCAAGAUACAUCUGCCGGCAUGGUAAAUCAUCCAGUUAAUACAUCCGAUGAAGCAAAAAACGACUCUCUCCAUGAUACUUCUGAACGAGAAGUCACUACGGAUACUAAACAAGGCAUAGAAGUCACUGCAGCUAAGAUGAAUUUGGAAUCAUCGACAGCCCAGUUAUUGAGUAAUUUAUCAGUUUCAUCAUCAAAAGAACAAGAGCUCAAAGCGCCGGAUAAUCCCUCGCAAUCAAACACUGCCUUCCACAAAAGUUCCGAUGUUGAUAAUGAGCCGAAAUCGAUUAUUGAUACGGCAACAGCAGGUGAGGAUGGACGGAAAGUAAAUGCGGAAAAUACCAAUUCAGGUAGGACGAACCGUUAAAUCUUUACCCUUUACAUCAUGUGAAUACUUCCUGGAAGGUAUAUUCUAAUCAUGCUUGCUUCCUAAAUAGUCGCACCACCAAUGUCUAUCGUACGACCACUUGAAAACAUAAACCCUGCGACGGAAAACCAGCCUCCUACAAAUACUACUACUACUACAGAAACUACAAUAUCUCCUAAUACUCAACAACAUUGUCAGCCAUCAAUAACCUCUAUCUUUACAAAUCCGCAAACCUUGAGUGACAACCCCACUAUUGCGAACCCCGCCACCAACCUAAAUAAAGAAAUGAAUGUCGUCAAAAGCAGGACAACGCGCCGGAAGAUGGCUCGGGUCAAGGCACAUCCAAAUGCCUUGACAAUUUACGAGGCUGAGCUGACAAGUAAGGACAGGGCGACGCAAAAAGAAGCUGUUCGGCAAUACCUGGAGAAGAACGUGAAGGAGGACUGGAAUUGGGUCUGGCCAGCAGAAGAAAGUGACCCUAUUGAUAUAAUGGAAGCAUUGGUCAAGAACGCUUCUCUAGACGAGGCCCAUAAUACUAGUAUGGAUAGCACUACAUAUAAGGAGGAGUGGCGAGAAAGAGAUAUCUGGGAAAGCGAUCCUAGUGAGAGCGAGAGCGAGGAUCCGAUUUCCCCCAAGGGUCCCAUCAACAUCAAUUCUCCGGAUAAGGAAAGCCCUUUUCGAUUUGACAGCCCUGAUAGUGUAGGCCGGAUGGUUAAACAAAGACGAGCUGCUCGAAGACGCCGACAUAAAAAGAAGCUUGGCGCGGAAAUGGAAUGGAAUACUGGGGUACAUUGUUACGUAGAAAGACGUGAUGCAUGGACUUGUGCUCGACGCGUCCCUCCACCAGAACCUCGUGGCAUCGAAAAUACACCCGUCCACACAAAUGGGAACCCACAUCAAGCUGUAGACGACUUCUCGGAUUCAGAAGGAUGGGAAACGGAGGUCCCGAUUGCUAAACCUCUUCUACCACCGGACAAUGCAAUGAGAGCAAGCAUUAACCCCCAAGCUUAUAGCACCAUAUACGACAAAGUUAUUAUACAGUCACUGACACCCAGUUGUCCUAUCAAUCUAUCCGAUGUCAUACAAAGCUGUGUACACGGAUGGAAGCGGGAUGGCGAAUGGCCUCCUUCUUCAUCUGUCCCUGAACCUAGUCUCGCGGGCAAGAAAAAACAGAGAAGGUUGAGCAUGUUGAGUAUCCUAGGCUUGAAUCCACCCGAGACUAAAGCACCUAUUCCGGUGGCCGAGAAAAGUCCACAGACGCCAAACUCAAUCAAAAAGGGACUACAAAAGUUAUGGAAACGCGGGGACAAAGUUAGAGCGGCGCCUGAAGGUGGGGCAGGGGCUUAGAAUUCUGGAAUGGAAGAGCUGAUGCAUAUACUAUACCAAAUGUGUUGCAAGUAAUAGCAUGACAUAGCAUAGCAUGGCGUUUUUAUGAGCGCGCCCGGAAGGCCGUUCAGGAUGAUGUCACGAAGGCAUGUUGAAUACGUGAAUCCAUUAGAUUCACUCACUGUUGGAUCGGGUUGUCGGGUUUACAUGGCGAUUAUGAGAUAAUAUCAGGACUACUAAUAUGAUGUAUCUAUUAUUUUCCAAGAUCUACUUCGGGAGCUUAAAUCCGUUGAUUCCUACAUACAUCAUAAUAAUUUCUCAUUCCAACUCCAACCCAAGCGGACACUUUCCUCCAAGCAAGGCCUAUGAUAACACCACUCCUCUAAAAAGACCUAGAAUAUCCUACCCUUACUCGAUCCACUUCCACUAUUACCGUCACCGCCACCACCAUUCCAUUCCCAUCCUCAUUCCCAUCGGCACUAUCACCCCGCUCCGCAUUCGUAUGGAGAAACACAUAGUCCCAAAUCAUAUUGCGUAAUUCAGGAGGUAGUUGAUUGAAACAGGUAAAGGCUCGAGGGCGUGGUGGUGGGUAUAGGCCGUGUUGCCAUUCCAUUAUUGGCCUUCCAUCGGAGAUGCGGUACAUGUAUGGCAUGGUGGGUGA